Molecule: messenger RNA, 1126 nt
Organism: Portunus trituberculatus (swimming crab)
Lineage: Eukaryota; Metazoa; Arthropoda; Malacostraca; Decapoda; Portunidae
Product: glutamate receptor ionotropic, delta-1-like
Exons: 8
Coding region: 16-1080 (354 amino acids)
Cellular component (GO): membrane
Molecular function (GO): ligand-gated monoatomic ion channel activity
Source: RefSeq, a predicted model, not a curated record
UCACAGGAGGUGGACAUGACAGGAACGGUGAUGACAGUUAGUAGCCAGCGAAUGAGUGUGAUGGAUUUCAGUUCCCCGCUUUUUAUGGACUUCCAAACCCUGAUCUACAGCAAACCAAGCUUCGAGUCAGAUUUACUGGGGUUCGUCAAGCCCUACACUCUACAGGUGUGGCUGUGUCUGGCUGGAGCUCUUGUAGUGGUCUCUACUGGUACUUUCCUGACACAUAAAAUUCGCUUCAGAUUGCUUCACUUCACUUCUACAGAUAGGUCAGAUGGUCUUGAUGGGACAACUACAAAACGGAAGAAACUCCAAUGUGAUGACGUCUUCCAAUGGUUCUUUGCCACUUUCGUCGGGCAAGCCUUGGAGUUCGGCAUGCAGUGUGUCCUGCUACGCUUAGUGAGCGGCAUAUGGAUGGUUAUGGUCCUGAUCGUGGGCAUUGUGUACCGCUCUAACCUCAAGGCGAUGAUGAUCGCUCCCAAGCUGCGUCUUCCCUUCGAUAGUAUGGAGGAACUAGUGGAGACUGACAUACCCUGUCUGGUAUUUGAAGGCAGCAUGAUUCACCAGCUAUUCUUGAAUGCCGAGGCAGGGUCGCUGCUACAUCUUCUCCGCAAGCAAGCUCUGGUGCACAACGACAUCCUUCGCGCAAUGGUGGCCACUAAGGCGGGGCGACACGCGACUAUAUCCAGCAGACUGGGCGCAGACACUGCCGUCAGCUACUUUUUUUCACUGAGCAAGACGUGCCCUCUGUAUAUGACGAGUAAGCCUUUCUUCAGCGCCACAAGCCUCAGCGUGGGAUACCGCAAAGGUUUCAGGCUCAGGAGAAGAAUGGACCAAAUAUUUCGUCACCUGCGUGACUCGGGCAUCCUGGGACACCUUUAUGAGCGAGAGCUUCCCAAUGCCACCAAGUGCUCCCGUGGACUGUCCAUUGAAAGCGACACACGAAGAGCUCUUGAUCUUGGUGACUUCUUCGGUGUCAUGUGCGUGUAUGGCGGAGGUAUCUUAAUGGCGUCUCUGGUACUUCUGAUGGAAAUCGUCACUAGAUGUCGAAUUCUAAAGAGUUCAAGCAGUCAAAUUUGCUAGCACACGCAUCAGUCAUCAAUACUAAAAAAAUAAUAGUAAAUAAACA